Anopheles aquasalis is the source of this 1537-nucleotide messenger RNA. RefSeq lists its product as uncharacterized. The record is from RefSeq and is a predicted model, not a curated record. Gene Ontology annotation, cellular component: nucleus. NCBI's taxonomy places the organism in Eukaryota, Metazoa, Arthropoda, Insecta, Diptera, Culicidae. Gene Ontology annotation, molecular function: zinc ion binding.
UGAAAACCCAAACAAUCCGCGAGGUUUCGUUCGCUCAAAAUUUAAAUAAUUUUAUGUCCGACCAAAGGCGAACAUGGAUAAUGGGAUAUUCACUCUGGAAUACUUUUGUCGGCUGUGCGCCUCGGAAGGUGUGAUCAUACAUCCGCUGUUUCCGCCGGGAGAUGAUGAUCCGAAGCAUGAGCUAGUGCGUAUGAUCGAGGUGCUUACUUCCGUUCCGCUCCAGCGCCCAGCAGACAGUGGGGCCGUCAUCUGCGACAAAUGCCUGCAGCUGCUCGAUCUGUUCUGCCAGUUCCGCGAGGAGUGCCUCCGCCAGGAUGUGCUCAUUCGAACGAAACGGACGCUCAUUGGAGAGGAGCUAGUACGGCAGCGUUUCCAGCAACAGCAGCAGCAACUACUCUGUGAUCCAGAACCGGACUCUCAACCGCAACAGUUGCUGGAGGUGAAACUUGAAGAGGAUGAUGAGACUGAUACAAAUGUUCCUCGCCAGUUGUGCCAGGGUGAGAGCGAACGAGCAGCAAUAGAUCCGGCCAGCAUUCCACUAGUAACAGAGAUAGCAGACUACAAGGAAGAGUGUAGCGCAUUAGAUGCAUCGGAACAGGAUCCGCCUGUCCUCGAUGGAGAUGAAUGCGAUCGCCAGGAUGUUGACCUAGCAUCCGUUGUCCCCACUGUUGCCAGUUGCCUCGAACCGACCACCUUCACUAGCCCCGGCAUUGCACUGUUCUCGCAGGCACAUGGACUCUCCAUAUCCGUGCAAGUUAAUCAAAUGUCGCUGGACGAAACGGUACACGAGAUGACGAAUGGAGUACCACCUCUCGGCUUCAAGUCGGAUGUUGCCAAAAAGAGAAGUAAGAAGGCCACAAAAGAGAACCCCAGUAAAGAGGCGCACACAGCGUACGAGUCAUCCCACGGGCGGUGUCAGGAGGCGUUCGAUACGACAUGCGAGUUAGACGAUCAAGCAUUCGCAUCCGAUAGAGCCGGAUCGACGCGAUGCUCGUUGGCCUGCGAUCCGUGCCAGAUGCGUUUCACCAAAUCCUACAACCUGAAGCGCCACAUGUACGAGGUGCACGGUGAGCUGGCUCCCGGUUUAACGGUGAUCGAGUGUGAGUACUGCGGAGAGCGGUUUCUGCGGGGCUACACGCUCAAUCGUCACAUUGCCAAGAUGCACAGUGCGCGGUGCAAGAACAAAAAGAAGCUAAAAAUACUCGCCAUUAAAGCCAAAGCGUAGAGCUGACCUGUCUAGGGACACCAAUAAGGAGGAGGGAAACAAUGGACGACCAACAGGAACCUGAUGAACCUACUUGUCCGCAGUCGGAACGAAGAUUAGCCUUGGUCGGUAGCCCACCGCUAGGGCACAACUACUGCUGAAGGUAGUUCCUAAUCAACUCAGUAACGAUAAGAGCGUAUACCUAUUUCUCAUAGUUUACCCUAGUCAGGUAGAAGAGAAAGAGUUUUCAAUUGUAUUAUUGCAUUACAAAAGCAAACGAAUGACGGAUGAUCUCAAAAUAUAAAUGACCAGAUAUGUAUAUAUUUCAGCGAA